AUGUCUUCAUCCAUUUCAGCAGUUCAUCCUUCAUACUGGCGACAUUAUUCAUCUCUUUUUCUGCUAUUCGCAUCGCUUUCGGUGUGGUGUAUGAUUUUCUUCAACCAACCCCAUAAAGAGGAGAGAUUCCUUUUCCCAAUUUAUCCGUUAAUAGCUCUAUUCGCUGCGAUAUCUUUGGAUUCCGCUGAAAGAUUGGUAUCCCGCCUUUUUCCUUCAUUUUCCAUACUUUCCUGGGUGGUAGUACUGUGUUUCAUCCUCGCGUCAAUGUCGAGGACUUAUGCACUUCACAGAAACUUCAGCGCUCAUAUCGAGGUUUAUAAAAGUUUGAAUGAACACUUCAUGGACCAUCAACAAGAACUUGAUUUUUCGAAACGAGGGGAUCCAUUACGCGUGUGUGUAGGGAAGGAGUGGCACAGAUUUCCUUCAUCAUUUUUCCUCCCCGAAAUGGCCGUUGAUCAGCGCUCACGGAAACGCGGAGUACAUCUCCAUUUCUUGAAAAGCGAGUUCGCCGGCCUUCUUCCAAAGUAUUAUCCGCAAGGCCGACUGCCGUUCAUUACACGACGUACGUUUCCACUGGAUACUUGCGAUUACGUGGUUGAUCUAGAAACUCCUAAUCGUACUACUGCUAAUGAACCCAACUAUGGAGCUAUGACCGACGUUUUCCGACGUUUGUAUUCGCAUCCAUUUUUGAUAUCAUCGGAGUCUCAUUGGUUCUACCGUGCCUUCUAUAUUCCACGAAUUUCUUCUGAAAAAACAACAUUCGCAAAUUAUACUCUUUAUCAACGGAUUCCUCCUACUGUUAGAGCUUAA
Molecule: messenger RNA, 810 nt
Organism: Cooperia oncophora
Lineage: Eukaryota; Metazoa; Nematoda; Chromadorea; Rhabditida; Trichostrongylidae
Source: the annotation of a GenBank genome assembly